AUGGGUUCGGUUCAAGAAGAAAAACCUGCUGAAAGUGUAGCUAAAACACACGUACGCGAGCUACGGAAUACUGAACUCGUUUCUCGCUUAUUAGCGGCAACGCCGCCAUACCUUUAUAGCGCUUUACCGCUUCAACCGCACGCGUUUUUCUUCAGCGAGAUGCUAAGAUCGUUUGUGAACGCUCGUCAUGGGUGUCGACCACCGCAUUACCAUCGUCGUUUCAAGCGUCGGUCUCAUAAAUAUUUUGCUGAAAAUGAAACUGAAUGGAGACGCGAUUGGCCGAAGCAAGAUGACGAUAAAAAGGAACCAGAAAUACGUCCAGAAGUUCCACUUGAGCUUACCGUGGACAAGCAGCCGCGAGUUUGUGAUCAGUCUCCUAGAAGACUGUCACCCAAAACUGAGCCCCCUAAGCCAAGUAGCCCUGGACCGCCUGGCAGACAUUCAACGUUUGUAGAUGUUGGCACAGAGGAACUUCCUAAGCCCGCUCCAUGUGUUCCUCCUGGAAGGAAUCCCGUCGAGGCAAAUGCCGUUCCUCCUUCGAAUUUGAUACUACCCCCACCUCCACCUAUGUGGUAUCCACCGCUUUACAAUCCUCAAUUCGGUGUAGAUCCACUCAAUUUCUUCAUUGAUUUACGCGUUUCUGGUCAUAUUUAUGACAGAAAAAGGGCCAUGUCAGAAGCAAUAGAUCCAAAUAGUGGUCCAGAAGUGAGGAAUGAUGAGUCUAAUAUAGAGAAAAGACUCGGAAAAGAUUUUGGUCAAAAACCUAGACAUUUAUCUGCUUUUUCUGUUCCCGUUCGUUCUAGUCAUAGCCAAGUUGAUGGACCAGAAAAAUUCUUUGAACGUAGUAAUAGAUUCUUGGGAAAACCAAACGGGACGUCGUAUAUAAUGAGAAAUUUAAAGAGCGUGUAUGAAAAUCUACAUUCUGUUGAACAAAAUGAUGGUUUAAAAGAAAAAAAUGAAGAUACCAAAGGCGAAUCAUCAGAUUUGGAGGACGAUAUUAUGGACUGA
This is a messenger RNA of Melitaea cinxia (Glanville fritillary), 1008 nucleotides long. RefSeq lists its product as uncharacterized. The transcript has a single exon. The record is from RefSeq and is a predicted model, not a curated record. Lineage: Eukaryota; Metazoa; Arthropoda; Insecta; Lepidoptera; Nymphalidae. The coding region runs from base 1 to 1008 and encodes 335 amino acids.